AUGGUGAAGGAUCUGGAUUCGAAAUGGGUAAGGGUUGCGGAGAAAGAGCAUAAAAAAUACCACAAUACUCGUAGGGGUUACCAUGGAGAGGAAGAGGGUUCUCGUCACAGGAGUGUUAGAAGGGAGCAGACACGGUCCCAUUGUCAAGGGGACCAAGUCAGGCCAUCUGGAGAUUUGAGAAGAGAUAGAGGUGCACACAAUAAGGCUCGGGUGGAGGUGAGAGAGGAAGGCGAGAUCAAAGAAUUGAAGAAGCCAUAUGAUAAGAACGAGAAGGUACAAGGUCAGGAACCACCUUCCCAGGCUUUUUUUGAUGAGCUAAUGGAGACGCAAGCGAAAUCACCAAAGGUAACAUCGGAUCUCUUGGGUGAAGAACAAGGGCUAAAUUCAGCACAAAGGGUGUUAGAGGAAGGAAACAAUGUACUAGCUGAGGAAGAUGUGGUUGUAGAAAUAAAUGGACAGAAGCAUUUGGAAGACGUGGAAGGGAAGGAGAAGGAUACUGGAGAGAUGGCCAAACAACAGGGUACUCGUCGAAGGCCUCUUAAACCGUCACUGAUUUCAAAAUCUUCUAACAAGCUGAAGAUGGCUCAAAUGGUGGCAUCAAAACGUGCAGUCGCUAAACCAGCAAUUCGUUAUGGAGAUCACGCGAAGCAGACGGAGGAAAAGGGUACAUCAAACCCAAAACAUGAUCCUGCGAAACACUGA
Molecule: messenger RNA, 702 nt
Organism: Eruca vesicaria subsp. sativa (arugula)
Lineage: Eukaryota; Viridiplantae; Streptophyta; Magnoliopsida; Brassicales; Brassicaceae
Source: the annotation of a GenBank genome assembly